CAAAAUAGACACCGUAUAUAAGACACAAAGCCGAUCUGUCUUUCUUACCUUUGUCCCCCUCUCUCUCUCUCUCUUCGUCCCUCACACUCUUCUCAUCGGUCUCCUUCUUUCUUCCCAGGCUUCUUGGUUCCAUUCUUUUUUCCCGCAGCUAAGAUGGCAAUGCAGGAUUUACUCAAAGCUGAUGACAUCAAGAAGGCCCUGGACACGUUUAAAGCUGCUGACUCCUUUGACCAUAAGAAGUUCUUCGAGCUGGUUGGUCUGAAGGCCAUGUCUGCAGAGAAUGUUAAGAAGGUCUUCAGAGUCCUGGACGUCGAUGCCAGUGGCUUCAUUGAGGAAGAUGAGCUCAAGUUCGUCUUGAAGGGCUUUUCCAAAGACGGCAGAGAUCUGACCGAUAAGGAGACCAAGGCCUUCCUCGCUGCUGCCGACAAGGAUGGAGACGGCAAGAUCGGCAUCGACGAGUUUGAAGCCAUCGUGCACGCGUAAAAUGGAAAACACCUGGCAACCCGGAUCACCUCCUCCUGUCUUCCUGUCCCUCACUUUGUCCCUCUAUUUAUUUUCAACCUUUUUUUUUGUAAUACAGAAAACACCCACAUCACCUGCCGGGAAUCUUUCUGUUUUUCACAUCUCUUCAUCCGUCUCUCUUUUUGUUCUUACUUUCCUUUUCUCCAUUUCUCACCCGCUUUGAUCCACCCUGCCCCAUCCCUCCCCUCCCCUCCCUGCCCCAUCCCUCGCUCCAUCGGACACAGCCGGUAAAACGACAAUGUGCAAAAAAAUUAAGUGGAAGACAACAAAGCGUGACGACAAAGCUGUGAAGAAAGUACGAGAGAAAAAUGAAAAACUCGAGAGAGAAAUAAAGUGAAGUCUUGCCUUGAACACAAAA
Hemibagrus wyckioides is the source of this 880-nucleotide messenger RNA. It is a transcript of the gene pvalb7, whose product is annotated as parvalbumin 7. The record is from RefSeq and is a predicted model, not a curated record. The coding region runs from base 154 to 483 and encodes 109 amino acids. Gene Ontology annotation, cellular component: cytoplasm; nucleus. The transcript has 5 exons. Gene Ontology annotation, molecular function: calcium ion binding. NCBI's taxonomy places the organism in Eukaryota, Metazoa, Chordata, Actinopteri, Siluriformes, Bagridae.